Sinocyclocheilus grahami is the source of this 1925-nucleotide messenger RNA. It is a transcript of the gene mindy4b, whose product is annotated as MINDY family member 4B. Gene Ontology annotation, molecular function: cysteine-type deubiquitinase activity; K48-linked deubiquitinase activity. Bases 168 to 1562 code for a protein of 464 amino acids. The transcript has 13 exons. Gene Ontology annotation, biological process: protein K48-linked deubiquitination. The record is from RefSeq and is a predicted model, not a curated record. NCBI's taxonomy places the organism in Eukaryota, Metazoa, Chordata, Actinopteri, Cypriniformes, Cyprinidae.
UUUAACACACUAAUGUGUCCUAAAUCACACAAUUUGUGUCAUAGAUGUGCUAUUCUUAAAGGUGCACUGUUUAAAUAUUUGAAGAAUAUCAACAUGUGUUAAGAAGAAUGACACACUGGUUGAGUUCAAAUUAACACAAAAUGUGUUGUCCUUAACAUGACACACAGAUGGACACUGAUGUGGAGGCGAGCAGUGAAAUAGAUGAAAUCCUCCAGCAGAUCGUGGAACUGGGUAAAUGGAGAGAGAUAUUUAACUCCCACGGGUUGGAAUUACCACAGGGCUACGUUAAAAGACCUAGUGAGAAGAUCAAAUCUGAAGAGGACAGUGACGAGUCCUCUAGACCUGCCACCUCGGCCCAUCACAUUGGAGCACAGAACGAGCAGUUCACAUCGCCCCACUCCAUUCCUCGAACCCUCACAGUGUCUCCGAGUCUGGGUGGGCAACCGCUGUCACCAGAGCUGGCGGUGAGUUUAAGAAAUAUUUUAUUUGGGAACACGUUCCAUAUAUUCAACUAUGAGUGGAAGAAAUCAUUCUUCAAGUUUCGGGAGCCUUUUUCUGACAUGCCAUAUGCUCUGGAGACUGAGAGGGUGGGAGGAGCCUGUGCUAUUCAGAUGGUGGUUCAGGCUUAUAUUAUUAAAUAUUUGCUCUUCAACCGGCCAAUUAACUCAGAGUGCACAAUGCAAAGUAUGGUGACGGUAGGGGAGAAGGAGCAGAGGAAGGCGCUGGCAGCCGCUCUAACUGACAUCUUGUGGACAGCUGGUGAGGAGCAGACAGCCACCGUCUGCUUGGUCGCAUCAGAGCGCUGUUUCACCCCCAACAUGGACUACAAACUGGACAACUUCACAGAGAGAUUGCAGCUUUUCACCUUUAAAAAGAAAGAUGAUGUUAGAUCAUUUAUAUGCGAGCACAUCCAAUGUUUUAAGGAAGAAGGAAGCCAUGGAAUCAUACUUUUUCUGUAUAGCCUUAUCUUCUCCAGGACUAUUGACAGGAUACGGGCAGACUUUGACUGUACCACCACUCAUCUUUUGCAUGUGAGCUUGGGGAACUCUGUUUGUCGACAGGCUUUAUUAAACCUGCUGUUGACGGGCCGUGCGACCCCUCAUGUCUUCAACGGUACGUCACUGAACGAUGAGCAAGACGAAGCACUCGCCCAGCCUCUCCACGGGGUCCUGACUCGCAGUCACAUCGGAUAUCUGCUCUGGAACAGAGAGCAAGUCCACCACGCACAGCUCCCCCUGGUGGGCAGUAUGCUGAAAACCCCCAAGCUACCUAUCUGGGUGUGCAACAUCAAUGGCACCUACAGUGUUUUGUUCAGCCCAAACCGUUCGCUGCUCUCUGACUGGAAGAUGGAGCAUCUUUUCCACCUUUACUUCUACAAUGGCCAACCAACUCAGCUUAACACAACAAUGCUCACCAUAGAUACACACUCCCAUCAUUGGGAGGCUGAAAAAAAUGAUAUUCAAGGCGACCCAGAGAAAAAGUUUCCAUCUGUAGAGAUGACCAUUAGGACCAAGUGGGAGGGUUCUGUUAUUGACUGGAAUGGGACAGUGCCUUUUUUCUGAAGAGGAAUAUAGCAGGUCACCUGAUUUGAAGCAUAUCUCUCCUGGCCUGCAAUAAAGAAUAUUUUAUUGGUUUUGAUUUGGGCUUAAUUUUUGACUUUCAUUUUGGCUUGUGAACCUUAAUAACAUUACCUUUCACAACCUGCCCAUUUGACCAUUUUGGCAUCUGAGCAUUUAACAAAAGUGAAAACCUAAAAUAUGUAAACACAUGGCAAAAAAGCUAAGUCUUUUUCUCGAUUGUUAGAAAUAUAUUCAAAUCUGGUUUCCACAUGUCCCACAGAUGGCUAAGUCUAUUCUGGUGCUAUAUCAUUUAGCCUCCAUACUGUUUUUGUCCUAUUUAGAUCCGAUAUGGGUUCAAAUUGCUUG